AUGCAGGUCCCGUUGCUUCGUUUGCAAUGCGGCAAGAUUGGCCAGCAGUCCGCUGCCGCCAAAUAUGCUGCUGCCAGCGCCAGUGCAGAUUUUUCAAUUGAAGCAGACAGGCCCUAUGCAGAGCUAUGGAUGGGCACGCAUCCCUCGCUUCCAUCCAAAGACCUCGAAACGCAGCGGACGCUGCUAGAUCUCGUCCAAGACAACCAGGCCCUGAUAGGUUCGGAGAUCACGCAGCGAUACGGCUCAAAGCUCCCCUUCCUCUUCAAGGUCCUGUCGAUCAAGAAAGCUCUCAGCAUCCAAGCACACCCCAACAAGAAACUCGCCGAAGAGCUGCACGCGAAAGAUCCGAGGAAUUAUCCUGAUGACAACCACAAGCCGGAGAUGACGAUCGCCAUCACUCCCUUCGAGGGGCUCUGUGGCUUCCGGCCCCUGGGGGAGAUCUUGCACUUCCUCAACACCGUCAAGCCACUGCGAACCCUGGUUGGCAACCAAGCGGCCAAUGACUUCGAGCAGAUCGUGAAAGGGUCUGAGGAUUCCCAGGACCCGGCCGUGGUGGAGAAGAAUAAGGACGCGCUGCGAGCGAUAUUCACGUCGCUGAUGCAAUCACCACAGGAGAGCAUCGAGGCGGCGGCCAAGGAACUGGUCGCCGAGGCGGAGAAUUCGCCGUCAACCUUUGCGGUGUCGCCAGACUCGGAGACGAACCCCGCCAAUGCCUCUGACCUCGCAGAACUCGUGGUGCGGCUGAACGGGCAGUUCCCGAACGACAUCGGUCUGUUCGUGCUGUUCUUCUUGAACUACGUCAAGCUCGCGCCCGGCGAGGCCAUGUUCUUGAAGGCGGACGACAUCCACGCGUACAUCUCGGGCGACAUCAUCGAGUGCAUGGCGUCGUCGGACAACGUGGUUCGGGCGGGGUUCACGCCCAAGUUCAAGGACGUGGCGACGCUGACGCAGAUGCUGACGUACUCGUACGCGCCCAUCGACGAGCAGAAGAUGGAGCCGGCAGAGUAUCCGUACGCGACGUUGAACAUGGCCGCCUGGACGAGCGGGUCGAGCGUGGUGCUGUACGACCCGCCCAUCGAGGAGUUCAGCGUUCUGAAGACGGACCUGAACCAGCCGGGGGCCAAGGCGACCUUUGAAGCGAUCCCAGGGCCCAGCAUCGUCAUCUGCACGCGAGGACGGGGGAAGAUCACCGUCGGGCCCAAGACGGAGGAGGUGAGAGAGGGAUAUGUGUUCUUCGUGGGGGCCGGAGCGGAGUGUAUCAUUGAGAAUACGGGUAGCGGCGAGGGCGAGGAGGAGGAGGAGGUGUUUACCACGUUCAAGGCGUUCUGCGAGUUGGAAAGCCACGAACUGCCGAAUGGUCAUUGA
Messenger RNA from Rasamsonia emersonii CBS 393.64, 1365 nucleotides. Its product is annotated as Mannose-6-phosphate isomerase. The coding region runs from base 1 to 1365 and encodes 454 amino acids. The record is from RefSeq and is a predicted model, not a curated record. Gene Ontology annotation, biological process: GDP-mannose biosynthetic process; carbohydrate metabolic process. Gene Ontology annotation, cellular component: cytosol. Lineage: Eukaryota; Fungi; Ascomycota; Eurotiomycetes; Eurotiales; Trichocomaceae. Gene Ontology annotation, molecular function: mannose-6-phosphate isomerase activity; zinc ion binding. The transcript has 4 exons.